This is a messenger RNA of Perkinsus marinus ATCC 50983, 663 nucleotides long. RefSeq lists its product as hypothetical. The record is from RefSeq and is a predicted model, not a curated record. Lineage: Eukaryota; Perkinsozoa; Perkinsida; Perkinsidae. Gene Ontology annotation, biological process: protein folding in endoplasmic reticulum. The annotation marks the transcript as partial. The transcript has a single exon. Gene Ontology annotation, molecular function: FAD binding; protein-disulfide reductase activity; thiol oxidase activity. Gene Ontology annotation, cellular component: endoplasmic reticulum membrane; endoplasmic reticulum.
AUGUCGACAUCAGCUUGUCGAGGGUCAUGUUUUUCCCUCACCAAGCGAUCGCUAGUGGCGCUCAUGGCAAUGCUUCUCCUUGGGGCUGUCAUGGGUGCUGAUGUUUUUGAUACCCCCUCGGGUCGGCCGGCGUCGCUGGUGGGAGGCCAGGUUGACGGUACCAAGUGUGAGGUUGAGGCAGUGCAGCGGGCCAACUCGGCACAGCUCCAUUCCAUACUCGAGGAGUUGGCUAACACUACGUACUUCCGUUUGGUCCGGGUAGCUAUGGAUGAAGACUGCGCCUUCACUUGGGGAGACGCCAACAAAGACGAAGUUAUGUGUGGGUCGACCCCUCCGGGAGGCGCUGGAGCUGCUUUCGGGUUUGACACCUCGCUGAGCCCUGCAGCUUCUGGUGGUCCUUCACUGUGUAGUAUUGAACCCAGCGGCAAUGAGGUUAACCCCUUCAUCAGUGAAUCUGAGUCCAAUGUGAUCGAGGACGAAUUUGAGGACGACUUGGAUGACCUAGAUGAUGACGAGAGUAUCAAGCCGGACUUCUGGUUCGAUAUUUGUCGUCCCCCUAGGGCCAGCGACAAGCUUGACUACGUUAACCUACUGUUGAACCCCGAGCACAAUACUGGCUAUAAUGGUUCUCACAUAUGGGAGGCCGUCGAUGCCGAGAACUGU